Molecule: messenger RNA, 1710 nt
Organism: Penicillium diatomitis
Lineage: Eukaryota; Fungi; Ascomycota; Eurotiomycetes; Eurotiales; Aspergillaceae
Exons: 2
Coding region: 1-1710 (569 amino acids)
Molecular function (GO): heme binding; oxidoreductase activity, acting on paired donors, with incorporation or reduction of molecular oxygen; monooxygenase activity
Source: RefSeq, a predicted model, not a curated record
AUGGUGGCUUUUGACCUGAUCCAGGCGCUGGAAUAUCUGUGGUCGAACUUCACAUGGGUAACUGGAAUAGCCGUGUACGUGUGUUUAUGUCUUGUGACUCGUUUCGUCUCAGGCGUGCAAAGCCGACGGACUACACCUGCGCAAGAAGGCAAAAAGGCCCAGUGUCCCAGAACAACACCAUACUGGUUCCCUUGGCUAGGUCACAGUGUGCCGUUCUUAUGGAAUCAUUUGAGUCUUUUGGAGGCCCUUCGGGUUUCGGCGAAGGAGUCCGUCUUCGGAAUCUAUCUUAGCGGCGAAACUUUCCAGGUCGUGGCUUCACCGUCGAUCAUGAGGAAUGUCUGUUCCUCUCAAGAAACAACGAGGAGCCCUCUUGUAGAUAAAGCUCUUCGUAAUGUUUUUGGCAACCGCAGUUCAAGGCACAUUACACGUAUCGUCCAGCACGAAGAGCUCGAUCUCGACGUAUCAAGCACGAUCGCCCACAAGCCCUUCAUUAGCGACGCAUCCAAGUCAAUUGAGAAAAUUUUGAGGCGUGAAGUCCAAAAUUUUGUGAGCUUCGGCCGAAGUCCUGUGGAUCAAUAUCAAUGGGAACGCGAUGCCGAAGUCUCAACAACCGAAGGAAACCAGUCGACCAGUGAGACCAAGCUUUUCGCGCUCAUUAGGGCCUUUGUGGGUCAUAAUCUAACCAUCUUGUUGAUGAGCGACGCUUUUUUUGACAACUUCCCUCUGUUUCUGACAGACCUCUGGACAUUAGACGAGAACUUUGUCCCACUGUUCACUGGUUUGCGUCGAUGGAUUCCCACGACGCCGAAUGUUUCCGCGGCCUUUCCAGCACGCGAUCGUCUUCUCCAUACCUUGUCUGUAUUCCAUCGCGCAUUUAAUGCCUUCCAGGACGGGUUCGAUCCUCACGACGUCACAUGGUGGGAUCUCGACAACGUUUCUGAAUUAUUCAAAAUCCGCAUGAGGACAUUCCACAGAUUGGAAAUGCCACCCAGUGCAAGCGCAUCAGACCAAUUGUCUCUAUUCUGGGACUUGAUCGAAUACAGCGCCAAACUGACAUUCUGGAUGGUCGCACACAUCUCCGCCGACAGCGCGCUACUAAAGGACAUCCGAGCGGAAGCCUCCGAAACCGUCAGAUCGAGUCGACCAAGCCAAACAGGCUUACCAUUCCCAGAGCCGCCCCAACUCGAGAUCGAUAUUGAGAAUAUGCUUGAAAGCUGCCAGCUCCUGCGCGCAUGUUACUACGAAUCAGUCCGCCUGCAUACCGCGGGGAUCUCGCUCCGCAAACUCAAAGCAGACAUGAGGGUAACCGAGUCCACGGAAGACGCGGUUCAACCGCGCACGUACGAGCUCCACAAGGGCGAGACGGUCAUGAUGCCGCAUGGCCUUGUCAAUCGGGAUCCGCAGCGCUUUUCGAAUCCAGACCAGUUUGAUCCGUUGCGGUUCAUUGUGACGGAUGAGGAUUCGGGGUUGAAAAGGGCUUGUGCUGCGAGUCUGGAGCCCUUUUCGGAGGGGCUUCAUGGCUCAAAGCAUAAUGCUUUUACAGAAAGGGCUGUUUUGGCGUUUGCUGCGAGUAUUGUGUCGAUGUGGGAUAUUACGGCUGUUGAUGGAAUAGAGUUGAGGGUGCCGGACAAUUGUGAAACAUGGGGAACUUUGCGGCCGGCCAAGGAUGUCAACGUCAAGAUCCAAUUGAGAGAAGAGUUGAGAAGGUAG